CUCAAAUUUAACAAUAGAGAACUUCCAAUUCCCUAUUCACCAAUUAUUAUCUAAAAAAAUACUAUAUCAAUUUCUAAAAAACGGAUAAUUUCUUGAACUCUGGUGGAACCAUAGCCAUCCAUGGCUUUCUCUUUGUUCACAACUACAACUACAUCAUCAAGCUUGUCUCCUCAAUGCCAAGCUCGACUCAAUACCAGUCGCAAUAGAACCAACCCAAAGCGCGUGUCUACAAACACAAACAGAAGAAAGCAACAAAAACCCAAUCCCCCUCAACUCAAAUCCGGUGAGUUUAGACCACCACCACCAAUUACCACCGCCACUGGUGACACUGCCACUACCUUCACGCGCUUACCCCCAAAAGAUGACUUUUUUAUUCCAAAACUUCAAGAUUCAACUGAAAUUACUCUCUUUGAGUCAACUAAACCAACCCCAUCUAAGAAUCUUGAAAAACAAUUGGAUUUGUUGGAUGAUGACAAUGUGGAGAAUUUAAGGUUUGAUUAUGGAAAGUUCGAGUUGUACGAGGUUAAUGAUGAUUCUGAGGAUGAAAAUGAUGAAGACGAUGGUGCAAUGGAAGGUACUAAAAGUAGGGUAUUUGAGGGUAGUGGGAAGUUUGAGUUGUACGAGGUUGACGAUGAUUUUGAUGAAAAUGAUGAUGAGGGGGACAGUGAAAUGGAAGGUUCUAAAAGUGGGGUUUUUGAGGGUAGUGGAAAAUUCAAGUUGUACGAGGUUAACGAUGAUUUUGAGGAUGAUGAUGAUGUGGGGGGCAGUGAAAUGGAAGGUUCUAGAAUUGGGGUUUUUGAGGGUGGUGAUGUGUUUGAAGGGGAAGGUAGUGAUAUAAAGGAGAAGGAGAAAGGGGUUCCAGCAGUAAUGAGGUGUUUCGAUAGGGCGAAAAUAUAUGUAAAAGCAGGUGAUGGAGGGAAUGGGGUGGUGGCAUUUAGAAGGGAGAAGUUUGUUCCAUUAGGUGGACCAUCAGGUGGUGAUGGAGGGAGGGGAGGGAAUGUGUAUUUGGAGGUAGACGGGUCGAUGAAUUCGUUGUUGCCUUUUAGGCAAAGCGUGCAUAUUAAAGCUGGAAGAGGAGGGCAUGGUCAUGGAAAGAAGCAAUUCGGGGCAAAAGGCGAAGAUGUAGUGGUAAAGGUUCCACCAGGUACUGUCGUUAGGGAGGCUCAGGAGGGUGGAAUUCGAGGGAAUGUACUUUUCGAGUUGUUGCAUCCAGGACAGAGGGCAUUGCUGUUGCCUGGUGGAAGAGGUGGGAGAGGGAAUGCCUCUUUUAAGACAGGGAUGAAUAGGGUGCCCAAAAUCGCCGAGAAUGGAGAAGAAGGUCCGGAGAUGUGGUUAGAGUUGGAGCUUAAGUUGGUUGCUGAUGUCGGUAUAGUUGGAGCGCCAAAUGCUGGGAAAAGUACAUUUCUCAGUGUUAUAAGUGCUGCUCAGCCAGCUAUUGCUAAUUAUCCCUUUACCACUUUGCUCCCAAAUUUGGGCGUAGUUUCAUUUGAUUAUGAUGCUACUGUGGUCGUCGCUGAUCUGCCUGGUCUACUCGAAGGGGCACACCGAGGUUUUGGUUUAGGCCAUGAGUUUCUUCGGCACUCAGAAAGAUGUUCAGUCCUGGUGCAUGUGGUUGAUGGUUCAUCUCCACAACCGGAAUAUGAAUUUGAAGCUGUUCGUCUUGAACUGGAAAUGUUUAGUCCUGAACUUGCUGAAAAGCCUUAUUUAGUGGUUUACAACAAAAUGGAUCUCCCAGAUGCAUAUGAGAACUGGAAGACAUUCAGGGACAGUCUGAGAUCUCGUGCAAUUGAACCCUUUUGCAUGAGUGCAGUGAAAAGUGAGGGUACACAUGAAGUUAUUUGUGCUGCUUAUGAGCUUGUUCGUAGAAGAAAAGAAGCUGCUAAAGAAGAAGUGAGAACAGACACAGUAAACUUGAACUAUGUUGCUGACUUGGUGAAAAAGAAGCGAAAUGCUCCCAUAAACGAGUUUGAGAUCACCCAUGAUAGUUCUUCCAAAACUUGGUAUGUUCAAGGAUCAGGCCUGCAACGUUUUGUCCAAAUGACAAACUGGAGAUAUAUGGAUUCAGACAGAAGAUUUCAACACGUUUUGGAGGCAUGUGGUGUGAAUAAAUCUCUGCUCAAGCUUGGUGUGAAAGAGGGUGACACCGUCGUCGUUGGAGAUAUGGAGUUGGAGUGGCAUGAUUAUGAUAAUGCAGGCUCUAUAAGUAGGAGGAAGUGGGCUGUAGAACCAAGUCGAUAAUUUCAUGGUUGCUCUUUCAAAUGUGCUGCUGAUCAAAAAAUCGUACAAAAGACUAAACAUCCUUCAUGUGGCAUUUCCCAGAACUUAAACCAGAGCUGCUGACAAUCUUCUUAUAUUAUACAUCUGCACCACGGUCAAGACAUGUAAGUACUAUAAUUUUGUUCAAGACAUUGCAUAAAAAAUCGUUUCCUUUGUGCUAAUGUGAAUUAUAGGGAUCGUCAUAAGCUUAUACUCGCUUUCUGAAUAGGUUCAUACUCUCAAGUUGUGAAUAAUCUAAUCAAGACAUUACAUAAAGAAAUUCUUCCCUUUGUGCUAAUGUGAAUUAUAAAUUUGGGAUCGUCAUAAACUUAUAUCCGCUUUCUGCGUAGCUUCACACUCUAGUUUUGAAUAAUAUAAUCAUGCCUCCAAUUUAGCGGAGCAUUUUCGAUCAAAACACCUUACCGAUCUGCAAGAGGAGUGGGGCCAGAAGAUAUGGGACCACCUCGGAACAUCUUCGUCUCAUGCCGGAAUAAUGCAGCUUCUUCUUUCUGGUGCAAUGAUAUGCAUCAUUAUCCUCAUUUGUUAAUUUAUGACAGUGACAGUGGAGUUAUGUGAUAUUAUAUUUUUUGUCCAUUUAGAAACAUGAUCAUGGUCAGUGAGGUCAUAUAGCCGCCUUACCUAUUUAGGACUGAGACAUAAUUGUAAUAUCUUAAAGUUUCAAAUGACCAUAUAUAAGCAAGUUGAUUAUAGUUGUAGUAAUUGUUUUUGGUGAA
Lycium barbarum (goji berry) is the source of this 2990-nucleotide messenger RNA. Its product is annotated as GTP-binding protein OBGC, chloroplastic. NCBI's taxonomy places the organism in Eukaryota, Viridiplantae, Streptophyta, Magnoliopsida, Solanales, Solanaceae. The transcript has 6 exons. Gene Ontology annotation, cellular component: mitochondrion. The record is from RefSeq and is a predicted model, not a curated record. The coding region runs from base 121 to 2238 and encodes 705 amino acids. Gene Ontology annotation, molecular function: magnesium ion binding; GTP binding; GTPase activity.